AUGUUGAAGGCCGCAUACAUUCAUUUCGUGCUGGUGCUGCUGGCUGCUUGUGCUCUCGCGCAAACAACAGUGCCAUGCAAAUGCACGAGUACCAUGUAUUGGAGGACGUAUACUCUGAGAAGAACAGUUACUGGAUCCGCGUCAUGUACCAGCUUGAAGUUAACACCCACAUGUCCUACAUCAACACCAACCUCAACCUCCAAGGCAUCUACAGUGGCCACCCCGACCUCUUCAAAGCCCACGACGACGAGCACCACUCCUAAACCAAGCUCCAGCUCAGCGCCGACUCCUACUCCUACUUCUACUCCAAAGCCGUCAUCGACAUCCUUCUCUACUUCGACUACUUCGCCUAAACCUUCUUCGACUUCUACCUCCGUAUCUACUACUUCAUCAAAGUCUUCUACGACGCCUAGCCCGUCACCGACCUCGACUUCUUCGCCGAAACCAUCUUCGACAUCUUUAACAUCUACUUUGAUAUCUACUACUUCAUCCAAGUCCUCUACAACACCCAGCCCUUCACCGAUCUCGACCACGUCACCAAAGCCAUCUACAACCUCAACUACCUCGUCAAAGCCGGCGAGUUCGUCCACAAUCACAGGAUGUGCUCCGACACCGACGAACAAGAGUUCUGGCACUAAACGAGGAGUAUCGUACAACGACUUGGCCUUGACAAACCUGUUCUCUACGUCCUGCGUGAAGAGCAAAGCCUCAUGGGCGUACAAUUGGUAUAGCGCACCUGCCAAUCAAGGCUCAGCUGCCGCAUACAACACCGCCCUGACCUUCAUCCCCAUGCUCUGGAGCGCUGCAGAUGCCCUGACAAGCGUAUGGAACGCCAAUGCCAACGCAGCAAUUGCCAACGGAGCCAAGGCGCUGCUCUCCUUCAACGAGCCAGAUGGCUGCUCGGACGGCGGCUCCUGCAUGAAUGCGACCUACGCGGCACAGAGCUACAAGACUUGGAUGCAGCCGUUUGCCGGUAAAGCGAAGAUUGGCGCUCCCGGUAUCACGAACGGAGGUGCCCCGAUGGGGCUGACCUAUCUGCAGAACUUCAUGCAGGCCUGCAGUGGGUGCACCAUUGACUUCAUCACGAUCCACUGGUACUCGGAUGCUAGCCAGAUUUCGGCAUUCAAGAGCUAUGUCCAGCAGGCGUACACGGCAGGUGGGAACAAGCCGAUUUGGAUCACGGAGUUUGGUUGCACGAGUGGGACAGACGCGCAGGUGCAGGCGUUCAUGAAGGAUGUCCUGCCUUGGUUGGACGCGCAGUCCUAUGUGGAGAAAUAUGCCUUCUUUGGAGCGUUUGCGCAAAACCCGAGUGCGCCUUUCCUUUGGCAGGAGACGCUGGUGAACCAGGCUGGCACUGCAUUGAGCAAUACUGGCGUUAUCUACGACCAGAUAUGA
This is a messenger RNA of Pseudovirgaria hyperparasitica, 1395 nucleotides long. RefSeq lists its product as uncharacterized. The record is from RefSeq and is a predicted model, not a curated record. Bases 1 to 1395 code for a protein of 464 amino acids. Gene Ontology annotation, biological process: fungal-type cell wall polysaccharide metabolic process. The transcript is spliced from 2 exons. Gene Ontology annotation, cellular component: fungal-type cell wall. NCBI's taxonomy places the organism in Eukaryota, Fungi, Ascomycota, Dothideomycetes, Acrospermales, Acrospermaceae.